This is a messenger RNA of Felis catus (domestic cat), 5458 nucleotides long. RefSeq names its product ring finger protein 166 (gene RNF166). The record is from RefSeq and is a predicted model, not a curated record. The transcript is spliced from 6 exons. NCBI's taxonomy places the organism in Eukaryota, Metazoa, Chordata, Mammalia, Carnivora, Felidae. Gene Ontology annotation, biological process: ubiquitin-dependent protein catabolic process; protein polyubiquitination. Gene Ontology annotation, molecular function: ubiquitin protein ligase activity. The coding region runs from base 3689 to 4495 and encodes 268 amino acids.
AGCAGGCGGGGCUUUCACCCCGGGGGGCUGGGCGGAGGUGCACCGGGCUCAUAGGUUCCCCUGGAGCAUUUUGUAACCAACGGUAGCCAACUUGGGAGGCUGCUGACACGAAGAUGGAGCUGGAACUGCGGGGCACGUGUGUGCCUGCUCAUCACCCGGGGACAGUUUCAGGAUCCAGAAAGCCUUCACGAUCCGCCCUACCCCCCCCCUCAGGCAGCAUGGGCACCUGUCCGCAUCAGGAGAGCACGGCCAACUUGGGGAGAAGGGCACCGGGCCUCACUUUCUCAUGCCAGUUGUGACAUUUUGUCGGAGGCAGCCUCUGGACAGGACUCCUUUCUUGUAAGCACUGGUGGGUGUUUUAAGAUGUGUUCUGCAUUUUUUUAGUCCAUGAUUGAGAGAACGGUAAGGCUUCUCCUGGGACCAGCUUUAGAAAGCCUCUCCUGGUCUUUGGAUUUCAUCCCCCUGGCACCAGCACUUACCCAGCCCUGGGCCACAGCAUUCCAGUCUCCUGGUGGGCACAAAUCUGUGUUCUCUCUCUUUGUGUCUAAGUAAGUCUUUUCUUAAAAUGUGGUCUUUAGAAUCCAGCCCUAUACAGGAUUGCUGUGGAAGCGUCAUCUCCUAUAACCCCCUCCCCGACCCGUGUUCUUCUUGGCAGAAUCUGAGCUCUCUCUCCUAGGUCUAAGGUGGUCCCGCCAGAGCCUCUUCCACAGUUUCUUCGUAAAAGACUUCCUCCCUAGCUCUCCCUGCUGGCUCGUGUUCUUGGCUGUUCUGUCUCUGACUUUUCUUCAGCUGCUUCUCUGGUGUCGUGGAGGCACAUGUGCAGAUAAACACAGGUUCAAAGGCUCACGCUUCACCUUAAAAAAGACCUGCUGGUCUGGUUAUCUCUUCCGCACAGCUACCUAACUGUAAACAGUCUGCCUCCGCAAAACAGGUUCUGAUGGUGAGAGCGGCCGUGUGUGGGCAGCACCGGACAGAAGAGGAGAGGGCACGGUGGGGGCUCUCGGUCACGAGGCCCUCGGUGAGGCCUGUGGCAGAGCUCCCAAGAACCCCCCAGGAGCCCCAGAGGGAGCUGGUUAUUUCUCAUGCCCCAGGGACAUCCUGGACAGUAAGUCACAUCUGGAACCAGAAGCCCCGUGGCUGUUUAUUACCCUCUGAUGCCGUCCCCUGACAGCCUGUAUCUGUUUGGGUAGCUCAGCCCCGGGCUCCCUCUGGCCUCUGGCCGCCUUUCAUUCUCUUACCAGCGCUGUCCGUCGGUCCUUCCACCUCAGUGUCCUCACCAGCAGCCCAUGCGCACAGGUCUUAGAAAAAGCAGAACACUGACUCUUAAGGGUGGACACAGGGAAUGAUAGACUUGAGUACUCUGUGUGCCAUGGCCUCUUGGGGUAGGUGCUGUCAUUCUUUCUUUGGUACAAGAGACCGCGUUCCCAAGUGUCACGGCAAAGCCAGGGUUUGUGCCCAGGCAGUCAGGCCUGGGCUGGCCUCUUAGCCACGCCCCCUCCCCCAACCAGUGCUCUUAGAGCAGUGACCUUAGAGACCCUGGGGACUGCUGAGCCUUACAGCCCCCUGCCCAUCGGCACCCAGACCAGCGAGCAGGCUUCUCUGGGCAGAGUCCCAGAGUCCCUGCCUGGCUGUCAGCGAGCCUGUGCUUACCCGGGUCUGCACGUGGGGACCACGACGUGAGCCAUCGACACCAUCUGAAAAGGCUGUGGAAGCUGGGCUCUGCCACUCAGGACAGCUCCGGGUGCCUGAGGGCCCGGCCUGCUUGCCUUCUUGGGCCCCUGAGACACUGGCCUAUCCUGGCACACCAGCGCGUGCGGGAGGCUGGGGCGGGAGUGACACAUCGCAGGUGCCGCUGGAGUCCAUGUGCCGGCCGUGUGGCUUCUCCAGUUGGGCCCGCGGGUCUGGUGUGGGAGAGCAGACCCCUCGGCUGGCUCUGUCCGCGGACAAGCCCCUUGGCACCGGCCCCUUGGGCACGUGCGGGCAGAACCUCCUUGGAAGAGGCGGGCACUGCCUGUCGCCGCUCAGCACACCACAGUCAGUGUGGACACCUGGCCGCGGGCCGAUCACAGAGAGCGGCCGGGUUCAGGCGGGGUCCACGUGCCUUCUCGAGACACCCGAGCUUCCCCGCCUCCUCCCGCUGGCACAGAGGUGCCCUUCACACAGCCUGUGCAUCUCUCGCCGGAGUCGUGGCCCUCAGGCCUGCCCUGGACCCUGCCUUCCACUGACGACGUGGUCAUGGCUCGUCCCGAGUGCUCCCGUGGCCUUGCCUUCUACGCGUGUUUUCACAGCUUUGUUGACAUUCAGUCUCAUGUGCACAGUUCAGGGCUGCCUGGAGUGUGCGGUGUUGAGCAGUCCUCUCCCGUCAGCCCUCGAUCCCUGCUGUCUCCCCAGGAAGAAGCCUCACCCCUGUUAGCAACCAGACCCUGGCGCCCCCGCCCCAGAAACCACCAGUCUACAUUCUGCCUACGGGUGACGGGUGGGUCUGUUCUGGACUUUUCACGCAAACGGAAUCAUACACCACACGUCCCGAGCGUGGUGAUUCCGAGGCUCACUCCGGGGCGGCGUCCUCCAGUCCUUCACUCGUCCUGGGUUCCUUCACCUUCACACGUCUGUGUGUCCAUCACCCACGGACAACAUGGCUUGUUUCCACCUCGUGGCUCUCGUGGCGAUGCUGCCGUGGCCCCCACUGGGAUGGCAGCUGGGCUCUCCUCCAGUGACUGGGUGCAGAGGGCGGCCUCCCUCGGCCAUUAGGCUGAGCAGACCCUUGAGGCGGUGAGCGCGCCGGCUCUGGGCGGGUGGGCGCCUGGUUACACGCCUGCCAGGGGUGCCUGGGGAGUGCGCACCGGGUGAGGUAAGGGACGGGCGGGUGCUGUGGGGAAAAGGCUGCUGGGGAUUUUCUUGGCCUCAGGCCGAGCCGGGCCUUCUCACAUACAGUGUGAGUACAGAUGCUGAUGAGCUGGGGUGGGGGGCGCCCCAGAUGCCAGCGUGUGGGAGGACGGCCCAGCCCUGGGCGGCAGGAGUCCUCAGCUGCCUUUUCCUGGGAACGAGGUGGGAGAAGGCUGACCGCUUAGCUCGGCGGAGUGGUCUAUACCCAGGGGAGCCCUCUCCUCCCGUGUCCCUCCCACCCCGCCUGCAGGGUGCACACAGGUGAGAGGACAGCUGGCCUCACCCUGAUGCCCUGCAGUGUUUCUCGUGGGUGUGGGCCUGGCCCCGUCUCGUCUCGGGGCUGAGCGCUCACUCCCCUGGGGCUGUGGCGGCUCUGUGUCGGCAUCUGCACAUCCUAGGUCAGCAUCACGGCUCAGCGGUCCCCGCGGCGCUUCCUAAGAAGCGGGACCGACGUGGUCCUGCGAUCGAGUUCCUUCUUGCUGCCCCCCUGGCUGUCUUCCAGCCCGGCGUUCCCACUGCCUGAGUGACAGGCAGCACUGAGGGGGCGUGGGGGGCGCGAGGGCUUGCUGCCGUGGCCCAAGCACAUCUGUGUCCCCUGGCUGUCCUCGUGAUGUGGCAUCUCCAGGACAGUGCCAGAGCUCAGGGCUGCAAAGAGCCUCGGGUGCCUGAGUGCGUGCCCAGGGCCGUGAGGAUCCCUGCUCAGCAGUCAAGAGCCUAAGCAAGGCCCCUCUGUCGCCAUGCUCAGGCACCGUCCCACGGCUGGUGACACUCAACCUGGACAGCUUUGGCCCUGCCUCGUCCAAUGAGUCUUGGCCCUUGGAGCCCUGCGGUUUCCUCUCCCGGAACUUUUCAUGAUCUCACUCCUGAGAAUUUUGUGGGUGGAGUGUCUCCAGGGCCCUCUGCACUGCCCCCCGCGUCCCCAGAGCAGCUGAGGCGCUGUCACCACAUGGCUGAGCUCUCCCACCGCGGCUGGGGCUUUUGCUGGGCGCGGUGCCCCGGGGCCAGCACGGGUCCUGGGGAGCCACGGCCACUGCUGCACCGGCAUCCUGGGUUCUGCGGGGAGUGCCUCCAGCCGUGCCUGCAGGUCCCGUCCCCGCUGUGCCCGCUGUGCCGCCUGCCGUUCGACCCCAAGAAGGUGGACAAGGCUGCCCACGUGGAGAAGCAGCUCUCAUCCUACAAGGCGCCCUGCAGGGGCUGCAACAAGAAGGUGACGCUGGCCAAGAUGAGGGUGCACGUUUCCUCCUGCAUGAAGGUCCAGGAGCAAAUGGCCAACUGCCCCAAAUUCGUCCCCGUGGUGCCCACAUCCCAGCCCAUCCCCAGCGCCGUCCCCAACAGGUCCACCUUCACUUGCCCCUACUGUGGCGCCCGAAACCUGGACCAGCAGGAGCUGCUGAAGCACUGUGUGGACAACCAUCGCAGCGACCCCAACCGCGUGGUGUGCCCCAUCUGCUCGGCCAUGCCCUGGGGGGACCCCAGCUACAAGAGCGCCAACUUCCUGCAGCACCUGCUACACCGGCACAAGUUCUCCUACGACACCUUUGUGGACUACAGCAUCGAUGAGGAAGCGGCCUUCCAGGCGGCCCUGGCCCUGUCUCUCUCCGAGAACUGAAGGCACAGCCCAGCCCCGGGACCUGAGCCCUCCCGCCUCGGGGGACGGGGCCGUGCAGGCUCCCUGAGGCCCAGCGCCUGCGUGGGAGUGGGAGUGCGCCUCGGGGACCAGGCGGGGCCUCCGUUGUCGCAGGAGGGGCGGCCCCCCGAGCCCGCCGGGCCGCGUCCUCACGGGGCGGCCACCAGUGCUCCUGGCCGGGCAUUGCUGGUUUCUUCGGUGCUUCGAGCUGAGCAGGUGGCCCUGGUAGGGCCGGCUCGUUGGGCCUGGGAGCAGUCGACUGUCUGUCUGUCUGUCUCAAAGCCAUGAUGUCCUCCCCGUACGCACGGAGACCCGUCCUGCCCACGCUGCGUCCCGCAGGCCUGGCCGCCGCACGGGAAGCGCGGGAGGGGAGCCCUGGCCGGCAUCUGGCAGCGCUUUCCCUUUGCGCGCACGGUACUGGCUUUUGUGAUACCUGGAGAUUCUGGCCUUUUUCUACGUCACCCAGUGUGAGAACCUUUUCACAUUUUAUAGAACAGCUACUCUACAAACCGCAAUCCCGCGUUUGACCAGGGGCAAUAGUAUUUUUAUGGAACAUUUACAGAAUUAUAUUUUUUAAAAAAAAAGCAAUCAAAAAUAAACAGUGGUGGGGUCAGUGCAGGGGAGGGAAAGAGGCGGGCAGACCUCGGAGCCCUAGCGCGGCCGCGGGGCUUUGCUGGGGUGCGCGCAGGACCACGGUGGCCAGGGUCCCUUUCAUAGUCGCCAGGAAGAAGCCCCCAGUGCCCCCCUGGCUGCUCACAGUGCAGGCCUCCUCCUGCCAGGGUCCUGGCCUCGGCCCCGCUGUCACCUUCCCAAGCGGACCACGGACCGUGUAGGCCACCCCAGGGGACGACAGGCGGGGCUGGAAGACGCCAUCUCACUCUUUUCGGUUCACGGCAUAAAUUAUUGCUCUUUUAAAAAAAAACGUAAAUAAAACGUUUCAAAGCA